UGGUCCGCCAUGUUUGUGUAUGACUUCAGCGCCGUCUUCACAUAAAUACACUGACUAUCCACAUCAAGUCCCAAAAACACCCCGAUAGCAUCUGUCCCAAUGCACUAAUCCACAGUUUAAAGGAAAUAAACACCCUGAAGACAUUUGCCGUCCUCUGUAAUGGCGGCCAGCGCCCGAGAUGAGGAGUUUGAUGAGUAUGAUAAACCGGGAGCUGAGAGAUCGAGGAGGCGAAGAGGAGAUGAUGAUGACCUGGACAGUGAUUUCGAAGGCGACCUGCUCGAGGAGGACUGGCUUUCAUCCAAGAAGAAUCCGUCAGAGCUGUCAGACGAAGAGCUUAACGACGACCUGCUGCAAAGUGACGAGGAAGACCAGAACACGAGUGCGCAGGGUGCAGCUGUGAGCCUGAACGCGACGUCGGGUCUCAGCGAAUCUUACGAGCUCCAGGAAGGAGAUGAAUACGCAGCGGAGGAGUACGGCGUGACGGAGGGAGAGGAGGAGGAGGAGUACAGGGCAGACGAGUACGGAGAUGACGAGGGAAUGGAGUACAACACGGGAGGAAACGAAGACGAAGUGCUGGACCUGCAGAUCAACGAGCCGCUGGAUGAUGAAUUUCAAGUCGAGGACUACGGCGCUGAGCCCCAGGAAGUGCAGCCUGACCAACAGGAAAUGACUGAGGCGGAGGGGGAGGAGCCUGAGGAGGAAGUCGAAGAUGUCUCCCAGGUUACAGAAGCAGAGGAGAUGGAGGCCGAAGCCGAACCUGAGACCGAGACGAAGGAAGAAUCCGACGAGGACGAAGAGGAUGAUGAAGAAUCCGAGCGGCUGCGGUUCAAAACCGAGCGCAAAGACAGCACCGUGGUCCGUCUCUCCGACGCCACCAGCAAACGGCGGAACAUUCCGGAAACGCUGGAACUGACCGAAGAGGCCAAAGCGGACCUGCUGGAGUUUGAGGAGAAGGAGCGGCUGAGGAAACAAGGUCGCUUUGGUGGACGAGGGAGAGGAGGAGGAGUAGGUGGAGGAAGAGGAGGAGGACCUCCCGCGUUCGGGAUGGGAGGUUUCCGUAAAGACGGAGGCGUAGGAAGAGGACGGAUAAACGAACACAGACCUCCACUGAUGCCAAUGAACUUAGGCAUGCAGCCGAGAAUAAUUCCUCCUCAGUCGCAUCGUCCUCAGCCGCGCCAUUCCGUCCAAUGUGGAGGUCCCAGUCUUUUCCCCACGCCGCUCAUCCCGAUCCCCCAGCAGCCUCUGCAGUCCCUGAUGCCUCCGCGCUCACCGGCGCUGCACCAGAGGCCGCAGCAGGACCUGCAGCCGCCGCGCCCUCACGGACACCCACACGCACUUCCACACACACACUCCAACCAGCAGCAGCACCAGCAGCAGCAGCCCAAGAACAUUCACAUCAACCCACAUUUCAGAGGGCCGUCGUCGUCCUCACCUGUGCACGUUCCGUUGGUAUCAUCUGCCCCAAAUCAGCCCAGACCCAACCUCGGCCCUCAGAGAUUCCCGGGCCCUGUGGAUUUCCCGCAGCACCUCCAGGGUAAUUUCCUCCAGCCUCAGAGACCCCCGCCUCAGGAGCAGUGGAGAGGACCACCACCACCUCCUCACCAGGAGAGGGAGCCAUUCUACAGCAACGAGCCACGUUUUCCAGCCCAGCCCCUGUUUGAUCUCCCAGGCUCCGCCCCCCUGUUGAACAACAACAUCCUCCCUCUGUCCUUCCCUCAGCCGGGGCCGGGGUUCUGCCCCCCGGGCGGUGGAAUGUUCCAGAGAGACCUUCCUCCUCCUCGCCACAAUCUGCCCCCCCCUCAGCCUUCUCCUGCCCCGCCUGCGCCCCGCGGUUUCAUGGGACACAGACAGCCGUUUCCUCCACAGCAGCACAACGCCCCCUUCAGUCCUCAGCACGGGCCAUUCGGCAUGCAGGGCCUAAUGCAGCCACACCCUCAGCCGCAGCACCACGACCCGCCCCUACCUCCGCAUCAUCACUCAAUGCACCAGCAUCAGCACAGACAGGAAAUUCCUCCUCUGCCUCAUAAUCAGCAUCACCAGCAUCAACACCAGGGCCAGCCUGGGCAGCAGCAUCCCAUCAUGCACCUCUCUCAGCCGCCCUUCCGUCAGCCCAUUCAGGGUGGACCUAGACAGAUGAAGCCCCGCCCACAAAACAACAUGGGUCACUUAAGAAUGGGGUCACCUUCGUCCCUGCAGCAGCUCCAGAACCUCCCUCAGCGCAACAGUAACCUGCGCGAGCUCCCCAUCGCCCCCGGCAACAAUGACCCCGUCCGCCCCCCUCAGCCUAGGCCCAUGACCAGGGUCACCCAGAAUGCCCGGCCUGGUCAGGGGAUUGGGGGAGGAGCCAUUGGACGAGGGCGGGGUCUUGCUAAACCUGCCCCGACUCCAGGCGCUUCAGAGAUGAAGAAUGAAAUACCAGCCCCACAGACAAGCACACCUGUACAAAAACCAACGCCAAACACACCUGCACAGGAUGAGGAUGAGGACGAGGAAACGCGUCAGUACCGGCUGAAGAUUGAGGAGCAGAAGCGACUGCGUGAGGAAAUCCUUAAACGCAAGGAAAUGCGCAGGCAGAUGCAGGCCGGCGCGCGCAAAAAGGAGCUGCUGGAGCGCCUCGGGGGCCAAGUAACACCCCAAACAACCCCCAUGCAGACUCAAACCACCCCGACUCAACCCCAAACCACCCCAACGCCCCCCGCCGCCGCCCCCAAUGGCGUUAAAUCCCGCCUACAGAACCCCAGCGUAGAGCAAAAGCAGCGUACGCAGAACCCACAGAGACACGUUCCACAGCUCCAAAGUCCCAACGUCAACGUCACGGCGCCUCCAGAGGAGAACAAGAUCACACCGAUCCAGACGCAAGCCAACGCUGUGAGGAAGAGGACCAUCAUGCAGCGCGUUAACACCAGCGGCUCGCCUCAGAUCCCACAAAAAGUGCGAGUUGUUAAACGACUAACGGGCGGAGAGGAAGCUCCGCCCCUCCAGAAUCAGCCGCAGCAAAUGAUUGGUCGAGCCACUCCUCAGCAGAGACUGAGCGCCGUCAGGAAGGUCACGGUGGCAACAGCUGGACCACAACAACCUCCGCAGCAGCAGCAGCAGCAACAGCAGCAGCAGCAACAGCAGCCUGAAGUGAACCAGAGUAACCGGGUGGUGGUUUCGGGUCGGGGGCGUGGUCGUGGUGCUCGUGGCGGUCGGGUGGCGCCGCAGAACAGGCAGAAUACCCGAGCUGCUGAGUCUCAGCCCAGCACGGUGUCUAUAGACGGCCUGUCGUCCUCUACCACCGAGAAACAGAUCAAAAACCUGCUCAACUCCAUCGGCCCCAUACAGAUGUUUAAGAUGAUGCCGCAGCAGAGGAAAGCCAUCGCUACGUUUGUGAAUCCUCAGCACGCUCUGAGUUUCCAGCACAGCUUCCACAGGCACAUGAUCGAUCUGUCCCACAUCGACGUGACCAUUAUCGACGGCUGAGGAUCAGGCGAACGAGAGAACGAUCAGCACAAAGCCGAGAGAUCGAAGCAAGCUCCUGGAAUCAAGGCCGUGUUUUACUCUAAAGCUCUCAAAACACUAAAGCAAGUUUCAGAGGAACUAACGGGAGAAACAAUGGCAAACGACUCGGAUUUAAUCAUCCAUGGUUUCACUGAGAGCUGCUGUUCCUGCUUUGUGUUACGUACUCCACUGAUAAUUCCCAAAACUGAGUCAAAGGUGGGGAAGUCGCUGUGACUGUAGACACGCCGUUUACUGUUAUUGUUAUUAUUAUUAUUUUUUCUUUCGACUGAUUGAUCAGUAAGUGAAACGAGAGAAAGGCUGUUUUUUUAAGCGAACCCGCGUAGUCAAUAACGAUGACGCACGAUAAUGGUUGCUCCCGUCUUCGUAUACACUUUUAAAUACACACUCCUGGACAAGAUUUCCAUUUCCUUGAGAUUGAAAAGCAGGCUGGAGCUGUAGUCUUUGCCACCACUAGAGGGCAGCAUGCGAGUAGAAACCACCAUAAGAGAUUUGUUCACACGUAAUUAUUGAAUAAUUUACGUAAUUCGCUUUAUCUGAGGUCAUGAAGUAUGUGUAGUUCAUCUUUCAGCUCAGGUCACACUUUACGAUCCCAUUUAUUACAAUUAGCCAAUAUAUAAUCAGCUUUUAUUAGAAAGGUUUUAUUUUGGAUCUCUGAUUGUAGGUUUAAAUAUUAACUUGCUAUUUAUUUUAUUAUCAUAAAUCCUCAAUGGCUAGUUUUCCAGAACGGCUAAAAAUUCAAAUGUUCAUAUUUCUCUCGUUUUCCUUUCAUGAAAUAAUUGGCAGUAAGUUGUUUUUUUUUUUGUUUGUUUGUUUAGAUUUAUCCACUUAAAUGAAAAUAGUAAAAACACACCCGCGCUUCGACGUCCUGCUUGCGCUCCAUAAAACGUGCGGUUGUAUUGGUCUUGCGAGAACGUCGUCGUCUUGGCUUUUCCAGUUACACUGCAGCAUUUCCAGAGUGCUUGAACAUACUAGCAUCUUAGCAUUUGAUCAUUUUGGAUAGGCUAAUAGCAGCAAAGCCACAAUCUGAGAGUUUGUUAACUAGCGUUGUGUGUAAUUAGCAGUAGUUUCCUUUCUGGUUGUUAGAUUUUGGGACCACAGUGUUUUUUCGCUCUCGCUCAUGGUUUUCUCUGAGGUAGUUUUUAACGCUAGCUGCAUGCUGUGUCGUAAUUAGCCUAUACAAGUCGAUCUUUUCUGCUCUGAUCAGCUAUAAAGAGGUUACAGUGAGGCAUAUUAACAGUUUUUUUUGUUUUGCUAUGUCCUAAACUUUCAGCACAUUCCCCCAGAUUCCCCAGUUUGAAGGAAUAUUAGACUAACACUGCUAAUUUCACUCUAGGUCUUUGAGUUUCCUUCAUUUUUUCCACUUUAGCUAUGCUAACAGUGUAAUGUUUACAACUUCCUCGUAUAAUUCACAGCUAGAGCAUUAGAUUUCAAUAAGAUUGAGUUCUAAAGUACACUUGGCUUUUUUCCGCUCAGUUUUCAUCUCUUGUUACAUCCAAACAUUGUGUUUGCGUCUGCGUCUGAAGGAUUGUUAUGUUAUGCUAGCUCUGUGCUAACCUGUAUAGAUCAAUUUGUGGAGAUUUUAAGUGGUUAGGGUUUUUUUCUGAGGUAAAAAUGUCCCUAUUUUUAUCAAUUUGUUCACUGUGUUGCUUCAGUGCGCUCCUCCAUUUCCCAAAUUUGAAGGAUUGUUAUGCUAGCAUUGCUAACUAGCGUUCUAGCAAAUAUAGAUCAGUCUUUCUUUCUCUAUUCCUCUCUCUCUCUUUCUAUUUUCUGUUCUUCAUUAUGUUAUCUUUAAUGGUCGCUUUUAUUAUGAUCUGCUUCCUGUGCUACUUCCCAGUUCCCUCAGUUUCUCAUUGGGAGUCUGAGGGGUUAGCUUGCUAGCAUUGCUAACUACUUUGAGGUAAUUAUAGAUCAGUCUUUAUUUUUCCCCCGGACUCUUGUGGUUUUAAAGGCUGGAGUUGUUUCGAAGGGCAUUUUCAUUCUUUUUCCAUUUAAGUCCAGGCAUUUAGCGCUUCAGAGUCAUCAGGAUUGAAGGUUUGUUACGCUAGCUUUGCUGAUUAGCGUUGUGAGUGAACACAGAUCAGUAUUUUCUCCUCACGGAUCCUGAGUUAUGAUAUUUUCCUCAGCUCUAGAUGGAUGUUUCAUUACAUUUUUUUCCAUUUUCGCACAGUUUCCUCAGCGUGUGUUAGCUAGCGUUUAUUGCUAACUAGCGUUGUGGGUGAUUACAGCUCGUUUUUUUUUUCCUCAUGUUGUGGUUUUUAAAAGUAUGGAUGUGUUUUGUGCUACAUCACCGCACCAUUUCCAUUGAGUUAUUUGCGUUUUCACCCAAUUUCCCUAAUGUGAAUGAAUGCAACUUUCUAUUUGCUUUUUCCGAUUAGCAUAGAUGCUGCCCUCGUCCUCGUUCCUCUAGCAUUAAUUAUUCAUUAUUCCUCUAUUCUACGCUUGUCCAGGAGUUGCUGUGUGUCGGGAGCAGCCGCUAUCAGUGCUCACGCUUAUGUACAUAAGACGUGGCUACAUUAGAUAUUUGAGGAACACCAAUUCUAACAGUGGGUGUUUUUUUUUUUUUGUUUUGUUUUUUUUUCUUUUUCCCUUUCCUCCCCCCUGAUUAUAAUUGUCAGAAUUUCUUUUUUGUACUAAACCACAUCACUGCUGGAUUGUUUUACACAUUCUGUUUAACGAAGCACGCUUAGGCCAGAGGUUUAUCUUUGGCAAGCUUAUUAUUUGAAGACGUUUUAAAGAUUAAAAAAAGGAAAAGAAAAAAGAAUAAACGAUGGUCAUGUGUAUACACUGUAAUGAUACGUAUGUGCAGGCGGUUCACUUUAAAGGUUUUCUGUAUGCGUGAGGGGAAAAAAUGUCUGUUUUCCUCAUUUCACCAUCUUAACUUCUCCAUCCAGGUGUUUUGGGUUUAAGUUUUGCGAAAAAAAAAUACUUUUUGAAUUUUGCCAGCUGAUGUUUUUAGAUGUUUUUUUGUUAGAUUCUUAAGGCACUUUUUUCGGGUGACUUCUUGAGUUCUUUUUUUGAGCUCGGACUCAAAGAAAUAUUUUUUUCUCCUGAAUGCAUGAAAAAAUUUGAAACCUAAACAAGCUAAAAGUCAAUACUGCUUUCACAUUUGGCCUUUUUUUUGUUCCCUUUUUAUAUAAGUUAGUUAGCUGAUACUAGCUAGGAAUGGUAAGAGUGUUGCUAUGGUUACAGUGUGCACGAGUGUUGCUAUGGUUACAGUGUGGUUAUGUUACGUGCUCUGGGCAGCUAUUUUCUUUCUUUUUUUUUUUUUUUUUUGAGGGAAAAAAAAAAGACACCAAGUGUGAAAGCAACUUAAUUCAAACACCCUGAUUGCUUUAUAUAAUAUAUAAAUAUAAAUAUAUCUAAAAGUCAGUUUUUAUUUAAAAAUGAUAGCUUGAAUACAUUAAAUAGAUUAAUAUGUCAGUUAUUUAUUUAUAUCUUGUCCACAGGUUUUCUCAUAAGCAUUGGUAAGAUGUCGUGAUCAUUCUGUAUGUGCAUGCUGAAUUUGUGCUCAUUUUUAUUUUAUGUUGGAUUAUUGAUUUAUAAAUUCAUUAAUUUAUUUAUAUUUUUUAUUUAUUUAUUUAUUUUACGUUUUGACCUUCAGAUUAAGUGCACUUUAAGUCUUCAUUUAUAUGGAUUUUCUAAAAAUCCUCAUGCAUUUGAAGCGUAUCAGCUAUGCUGACCCGUGUCACAUGACACAUUUCUAAUACUUAUAUAAGAUUUAAAAAAAAAAGGGAAAAAAAUCUUAUAAGAAAGAAACCAAGGUUCAUAUUGAAUCUGAAAGUAACUUCCUUCGAAGUUUGUGGCUGGAAGAUUUAGCAGCUGCAUCUUUUUUAACUGUAUUUGUUUGUACUGUCAUGUGGUUCAGUUACUUGAAUGUUUUGUAGGAUUAUUUUUUGAUGAUCUUGCAACAAUAGCCGGGCCGUUAUUUUUUGUGAUGCUGGAAACUUUUUAAAAACCUGUUUGUACAUUGAAGGUUACUGUGUCUAUUCUAUAAUUAAGAAUUUGUUGAAGGAUAGACUGGUCAUUUAGGCUAAUUUUAUAUAUUUCACUAAUUUGAGCCUCUUCUUUUGCAGGUUAGAUGUUCCAGAGACUGCCGAAGGGGAGUUUUUUAUUUUAUUUUAUUGUAUUUGUAUUAAAGGAACGGUUCAGCGACAAUUCCCCAGAUGUAGUCGAUCAGCUGAAGACGUGUUUGGUGUCCACUGUUAGCUUCUUCACUUUCCAGCAACAAGGCUAAUGAUGAUGGGGGGAAAAAAAACAUCCUGAAGUGAUGCAGCGUAAAUGCAGAAUUUUAAUAUUAUUUUAAAAAUGAUGUUUUUUGUAGCUAUAUGAAGAUUUUAUAUGUUUAGGGAAAAUAUUAGCCUCAUAGCUCCAGUGCAAAAGCUACCAUCAGACACCAAGUGUUUCAGCUGGUCGACUCCAGAUGAGGUAACGGAGAAGUUGAUUUUUUGGCAAAGUAUUAGUUUAAAGCCUUUAUUUAUGUUUGACAUUUCACCAUAGCUAGCACAUUUGGCUAAAUUGGGAUAAUAAUAUCUUUUAAUAUCUCUUAAAAGCUGAAUUAGAAUCCAAUCAAAGCACAGAGCCUUUCAGUGGAUUUGAACUCAGAAACUUAAAGGGGCAGUAUGUAAUUUUUACAGCCCUCUGCUGCCUUCGAGACGACUGACACUAAAACAUCGCCAAGCCUUCGACUUCCCACAACCGUUAAAUUUAUCUUUGAGUUGCCUUUUAAAUAAUAAGAAAAGGGUAGACUUGAAAGGCUGUGUUUUGGCUUGAGGGGCGGAGCUAACUUUGGGGCCAGAAAAAUGUAAACAGAAAUCGAUAAGAGCCAUUGUUUGCUUGUAAAGGUGUAAAAUUACCUUAAUUUUUAUUUUGGUGGUGUUAUCGUUUAUAAAGCAGAAUCCAUUCUAAAUUUGGUUUUGUUGAUACAGUGGAUUAGAACUCAGAACCUUCUGGAAUGUUAAAGUAGCAGUGUGUAAUUUUUUUUACAGCCCUCUGCUUGUUUCUGAGACUACAACUGAAAGAAAAACUUUAAACUUCACACAGUUGUUAAAAUUAUGCUCAGUUUCUCUUUUAAGUAAAAGAAAUGUGGCUGUGUUUUGGCAGGAAGGGGGCGGCAGAGCUAAUUUCUGGGCCAGAAAAAAUGUAGUCAGAAAUAUGAAAUGAAUUAACUUUUAUAAACGUUUACUUUUAUUUGUACCAGUUUAACUUUUGCAAAGCAGCAUUCAGUGUAAAUACAGAGCAUUACAGUAGAUUAGAACUCAGAACCUUAAAGGAGCAGUGUGUAAUUUUUUAAAGCCCUCUGCUACCUUUGCAGAGCUGAAUCUUUGAGCUGAACAGGAGGCGGAGCUAACUUCUGGGCCAGAAAAUAUAAACAGGAACCUGAACUGAAGAGCCAGUAAGAGGCAUUAAUUUUUGAAUUUUUGUCAAUUACAGUUUUUUUGACGGUGUCUUUGAAAUGAGCCGAUUAUUUAAGGUCUAGAAACGGUUGUAAAUUUUACAUACUGAACCUUUAAGCGCUGAACCGCACCUUUAAUACAGAUUUAUGAAAAAUCCUGCCCUGAUUUCGAUCCAACUAAUGACGGGUUUGUCCACAGCGUGUGUUUCCUGCGAGCGAGUUUCACCUCUAAUGAGAUUACGUUUCUCACCAGGUCCAGGGCCGAUGAACAGAUUCACCAUCCUUCUACCUCCGUCUUUUCUUUCUUGGCAGAAUUGUUAAACACUAGAUAGAGAAAUCUGUGCAUUCUUUCAUCUCUGUAUCUCUAUAAUCAGCGUAUCGGCUCGGCUUCUCCACGCUGACUGCACCUUUAAUGUUCACAUGACGUGCUUUUUUUUUUUUUUUAUAUUAAAGCAGGGAGGACGUGGCGCGUGGAUUUCCUUAGUUUGUUUACCGUGGAUCAGUGACGCUGCACCCAAGCGAACAUUCACACACUCGUUCAGAGCUCCGAGCGAUUUGUCUGUCUGUUACACACACACACACACGCACGCACACACACACUUCUGCGUUGUUGUUGUGGACUCGAAGGGAAACGCUCCGUAUAACAGACAAUUUACUGUACACUCCAAAAGUCAUGUGAUCACUCGUUACUGUGUGGAGUGAACUGUGUGUUCCUAAACUGCUGUCAUGGACGCAUCAGUGUGUACACAUCCUCUUUCUGUCAUCAUGUAAAUGUCAAUGAAAUGUAAACACAAAUCCAAACAGAAUAAAUCUACCUGAAAUAAA
Pangasianodon hypophthalmus (striped catfish) is the source of this 9718-nucleotide messenger RNA. RefSeq names its product RNA binding motif protein 33a (gene rbm33a). The transcript is spliced from 19 exons. Gene Ontology annotation, molecular function: RNA binding. Bases 160 to 3462 code for a protein of 1100 amino acids. The record is from RefSeq and is a predicted model, not a curated record. NCBI's taxonomy places the organism in Eukaryota, Metazoa, Chordata, Actinopteri, Siluriformes, Pangasiidae.